AAGCUCAGCACUGAGUGAGGAUCGGGCAAGCCUCUAUACGACGUCCCUACUGGAUCUCAAAUCAUUUCUCUGGGUGUAGUGACAUAUUAUUUGUAAAUCUUGAUAGUGAGAGUAGUGUUUAUAGUGUGUGUAUAUAGUGGAUGUCUAUCUAGAGAGGAGAAUCUUCCACAGAGCAAAAAUUAUCGCGCAACGUAGCGUGCAGUCGGUGGCUUCUCAAUACGGACAGACAUACGGACGCAGGACGUACAGUUCAAGAUCAUGUCGUCGACGGAGAAAUAUGUUAAGCGUAUUGAACCCAACGUACCAUCUGCCGUGCUGCAUCUCCGCAAUGUGCCGCUGGAAGCCGUUGACACGGAGCUUCUCAUUCUGGCGCGGAAUUUUGGUAAAGUGAAGAAUCUGUUCCGUCUACCCGGCAAGACCCAGGGCUUCUUGGAACUGGAGAGUAUCCAGACGGCCACACAGAUGCUCAAGCACUACCAAGUUAGCCCAGCCACUGUGGGCCAGAACAUGAUCUACCUGCAGUACUCGCAGCAUCAAAGUUUGGUAU
Molecule: messenger RNA, 547 nt
Organism: Sphaeroforma arctica JP610
Lineage: Eukaryota; Ichthyosporea; Ichthyophonida
Exons: 2
Biological process (GO): regulation of RNA splicing
Cellular component (GO): nucleus
Molecular function (GO): mRNA binding
Source: RefSeq, a predicted model, not a curated record